Molecule: messenger RNA, 2197 nt
Organism: Drosophila subpulchrella
Lineage: Eukaryota; Metazoa; Arthropoda; Insecta; Diptera; Drosophilidae
Product: peroxidase-like
Exons: 5
Coding region: 34-1980 (648 amino acids)
Biological process (GO): response to oxidative stress
Molecular function (GO): peroxidase activity; heme binding
Source: RefSeq, a predicted model, not a curated record
UGCUGCAUUGAGUUUUGUUGUGUCGUCGGUGCUAUGAGAGUGUUUCUGGUGGUUCUGAGCUUGUUGGCUGUGGCGGUGGCCACCAGGUGUCCGUUUUCGGCGACGGAGCCCUUGUCCCGUUCCAAACGGAAUGCUUUUGAAAUUCGUCCCGCGGUCAGUGACGGAAGUUUGGAUGCCUUGAUCAAGGACUUUAUGCCCAAGUACAAUUCCAACAGUGUGCACAACAGUUGGACCGAGCCUUCUGCUCCUCAACAGGCUUUAAGGUGUGGCAUUCCGCCUCGCAACUGCCUGAAUGAUACUCGAAAUGUGCACUACCGAACUUUGGAUGGAUCGUGCAAUAACCUGUUGUAUCCGGAGUUUGGAAUUUCCGUUUCACCAUAUCGCAGGCUCUUGCCUCCCCGUCAAGUGGAGCAGGCUCCGAAUGCCCGACUAAUCUCCUUGUCCCUGUACGGCGAGCAGACGAGGAACGAUCUGUUCCGCACCAUGGCGGCCAUGCAAUGGGGACAGUUCGUGGCCCAUGACAUUAGCAAACUGAGCACACAGGGAGCUCCCAAGGAUUGCUGUGCCGAGCCACGUCAUCCCCGCUGUCUGACCAUUAGUCUGCCACGUGGAGGACCCAUCGCCUAUCACACGGGCAAGACCUGCCUGCACUUUGCUCGCAGUGUGUCCGAAGCGGAUGCCAUUUGCCCGAAGACUGGAUCACCCUAUCCCGAAAAGCUGUCGGUGGACACUGCCUACCUGGAUCUCUCCACGGUCUAUGGCAACAAUCCAUCGCAAAACAGGAAAGUGAGACUGUUCAAGGGCGGUCUUUUGAGGACAAGCUACACGAAUGGACAGCACUGGCUGCCGGUAAGCCAAAAUGAGAAUGGCGAGUGCGGGUCCAAGAGCGAGUGCUAUAGUAUGCCCGACAAGCGUAACCAAUUAUUGCCCACCAUCGCCGUGCUGCAGACUCUGCUGGUGCGGGAGCACAAUCGUCUGGCCGAGAAUCUGGCGCUGAUUAACCCCGACCACGAUGACGAGCGCAUCUUCCAGGAGGCUCGCAAGAUCAACAUAGCCCAGUUCCAGAAGAUCACCUACUACGACUGGCUGCCGCUGUUCGUGGGUCGCACUUAUACCUACCUGAAUGGCCUGAUCUAUCCAGUGGAGCCGACUGAGUACGUGAACGACUACGAUGAGACAGUCAAUCCUGCUGCCUAUGCGGAGUUUUCCGCCGCUGCCUUCCGCUACGCCCACAACCAGAUUCCCGGCUGGUUCUCGCUGGUUGCCCCCGAUCGCAACUCUAACCAAACGCUGCGCCUGAGUGAUUACAUCAGUCGAACGGAGACCAUCCGCUUACUGGAUACAGCCGACAACUUCGAUGCUCUACUGAGAGGUUUGGCCACUCAGCUGCACAAGCGAUCGGAUGGUAACAUCGAUCGGGAGAUCAAACACUACUUCAACCGCAAGGAGUUCGAGGACUACGGAUCGGAUCUGAAGGCUAUAGAUAUUCAGAGGGCACGAGACUUCGGCUUGGCCUCCUACAACGAUGUGCGAGAGUUCUGCGGAUUGCGUAGAGCUGUGGAUUGGGCUGAUUUUGCUCACGAGAUUCCCGGAGAGAAAAUAUCACUGUUGCGUCGAUUGUACGCCACUCCGGAUCAUGUGGAGCUAGGUGUAGCUGGAACUCUGGAAUACCAUGUCCCAGAUGCUCUUUUUGGACCCACUCUAUUGUGUAUAGUGGGAAAACAGUUCCUGAACACACGUCGCGGCGAUAGGUUUUUCUUCGAGCGAGAGAACGCAGGUGGAUUUACACGUGUUCAACUGGCAGAGAUCCGAAAAGUGAGCCUGGCCAGCUUGUUCUGCAACAACGCCAACUAUCUGCAUUUAAUUCAGCCAAACGUAUUUGUAUUCCCGAACUCACACAACUUACUACUCAACUGCAAUUUCAUACCCCAAAUCGAUCUUAGCAAGUGGCAGGAUCUCACGCCUCAACGUGUACACUAAUGGCAUUACUAGUAAAUGUAUCUAAAACAAAUUGGGCUGCCCAAUUUGUUCUUUCAGAUGCCGAAAUCUUUAUUAAUUUGCCUAUCAUUUUUGGCAAUAACUAUUUUACACAAUCCAAUAACAAAGUGAAUUUUGUUUUUGAAUUUGUGAUAUUCUGUUUAAAAAUAUUUACUUAACUAGCUCAGAUAUUUAUGUUACUUUACGGAUAAUCUUCAUU